Cinara cedri is the source of this 10786-nucleotide messenger RNA. NCBI's taxonomy places the organism in Eukaryota, Metazoa, Arthropoda, Insecta, Hemiptera, Aphididae. The record is from the annotation of a GenBank genome assembly.
CAACGGUAUAUUACGCGAGUAACACGACGACGCAUAAUUAAGAACGCGAGAAAUUUCAUUAUUAGUUCGAUAAUAUAUUAUUAAAACGAUUAUUAUAAUUAUUAUUAUUAUUCACGUCGCCGGUUGUUGUCGAUUGCAAUACCAAUGGGAACACACGGCUUAUCGUCGGGGUCAUCGAAUGGUAACGAUAUUACAAUAUUUUCGUGUCUGUUGUGUUAAUAUUAUUAUUAUUAUUGUUAUUAUAAUGUUUCGAACAGUACGAGCCUAUACGAUAAUUCCAAUAUUAUUACGCUGUAAAAAAUAUUGUCGAACGUAAUAGUAUUACUGUACCUAGCCGUGUGACGUACCUGUACCUGCACUAAACGCGGGUACCUACCACGAGCGUUUCGUACGCCGGAAAUUGUACAAUAUCCGCAAUACCUUUCCCGUCGCAAAUAUGUAAGUCUAAUUGUAUUAACCGCGUAAGUUACCUACAUCGUUACAAUAGUAUCGCCGCGCGAAUAUUGACCGAUCGCAAAAAAAAUAAAACGCGUUUAAAUGCGUUGUUUCGUCGCUACGCAGGUACAUAAUAACGUCAUGAUAUUAUUACGUGUCAACGAUAUCGCAAAUAGCUAUUAGCGACCGCUCAACUGCGCGCAUUGUCCCGGUCCAGACCGAAAUCGAAUAUAAUUUUCAUAUUAAAAUCGCGUAAUAGCGUUUCGCACGGCCGACGGACACGAUGAUUAUUGGGUACCUAUUCGUGAAAUUAUUAGUGUAGAAUAUUGGGCGCGGAUUUUCGCGCACAAUAUUAUAAUUUUACAAUAACAGGUAGGUAUGAUGAUAAUAAUAAUAAUAAUAAUAAUUAACCGGCUGUACAGCGAUUAAAAUUAACGAACUUUGGCUGCCUAUAUACGACCAAUAACUAUCGCAGUGGUUUUCAACCUGUGUGUCGCGGCUCCCGGCGGCGUCGUGGUUUCGUAUCAAGGGAACCGCGGCUAAAGUAAAUAUAGUAGAGUAAUACAGGAAAGUUAUUUAUUUACGUUUUUAUAUUAUUAUCAUAAGGCAGCCGUUAAUUUGGAUUUCAAAAUUAGAAGAGCCGUGGACCCAAAAAGGUUGAAAACCACUAGCAAUUAAUCGACGGUGACGUAACAUUUUACAUAUCGUAUUAAUAUUGAAAAAAAAAACCUACAAACUUCAAUAACAAUCGACCUCAGUGAAUAAUCGGCUGCGCCGUUGUUCGUACACGUAAUAUUAUGAUAGACAUUCAAUUAUCACAUUUCACUUAAAAAAUACGCGUGUUCGAUAUUAUUUAUCUUUAAUAACAUUAAUAUAUUAUUAUACUGUCAAGGGUAAUAUUGGUCGGCACCGCUAGUAAAAGAGUCCGUUGUUUCCAAACGAUUUCGAGUUUUUUGUUCAAUAAAAACAAUCGGUUUUCCGCAUCUGCACCGACCGCUAUCGAUACGAACUGCGCUGCGGAUAAAUUUGUAAUGGACAAAUUUAAGUUGCCAUCGCGUCACGAGGCCGGCGUUUACAGUGUUUGGUUAGUAUACUUAUCUAAUACUUCUGCUUCUACGAGUGUGGAGCAAUUUUUUUUUUUUGCCUUAUCUAUUAUUGUAGAGACCAGCCGAUAUAACAAAGUUCGCUAUUAUAUUAUUAUUAUAAUUUCCACUACAAGACGCAAUAUUAUAAACACAGUAAUUAUCUAUACUAUUUACUGUAGUCGUGGUGUUUUUUUUUUUUUGAUAUUAAAUUUCUGUAUGCUGUACAGUGUUUCCCAACUUUUUCUACCGCCGUGAUUUGAUUUUUGUUUUUUUUUUCUUUUUAAUCUUAUUAAAAACAGUACUUUUUACAGAUUUAAGUACUAAACGACUACAAUAACGGUUUUCUAUACAAAUACGUUUUUUUAACGAUAACGCAAUAUGAUUUUUGAGCUCUACUUCCCCUAUAACGAUACGAUUUUAAAUAAUUCAGUAUACCGUCGGAAUUAUAUUAAUUACGCACUAUAAUAUUAUUAUAUCCAUCCUACCAAUUCUUCUGAUUAUUUUAGAUUCUGAGCGCAGCGAUUUUUUUUUUCCUUAUCAACAACUUUUCUACCAGAAAUACGUACUUUAAUUUUCAAAAGUAGCAUCUUUUUCAAAACCAAUUGUAUCUAGUUGGUGCAAUGGGAAUACCAUUUUGAUUUCCCUUGUGGUUUUCGUAAUAAAUUGAAGAAAAAAUAUAUGAAAAACGGUCAAAUUUGACGACAAUAGCGAUGACGGUUUAAUUAUUUUCGAUUUUGUUUUUCUACCAAAAAUCUUGUUCUGAAUUUCAAGUGUAGUAUCAUUUAUCAAAGAACAUUUUGUUUCAUUUGUGCAAAUGGGUUAUUUUUUUAAUCGUCAUUGUAGAAUUCUAAUAACCGGGAAAAACUGGAAAAAAAAACUAUUUCAUUAAUAUUAUUGUUAUUUUUUAUACUCAGAAUAUCAAAAAAAAAAAAACUGAGCGUUAUAUAGUAGUUUUUUUUUUUUAUAUGAUUGCUAAACGCUUAAAUUUUGAUAAACAUUGUAAAAAUUACAACAUUUUGAAUCAUGUUUAACCGAAUUCAGAUUCGUAUUUCGUCAGCAAUACACUGUUGUAGUAGUUUAUUUCUUUAUAAAAAAAAAGAUGAUAAAUUCAAACAACAACUCAUUAAAUGUAUAAUUUUGAAUAAUGAUAAAAGAAAAAAAAUACACAUAACAGUAAUGAUAAUAAAAAAAAACACUAAGAGCAAGUGGCUCUACCAAUGGAUUAAAAACACUGUAACUUAAAAAUUAACAUCUUGAUUAUGGACUUCAGCAUACACGACGUACAGGUAUAAAUUAAUUAACUUUGUAUUUCCUACCUAUUCAACUUUCCACCUACAACAGUGAGAUACACAUCAGCAUUAUUAGUUCAUUAUUAUUUUUUUUCUCUCUGCUAUCAACUUUUCUACCUGAAAUCUUGCUCCAAUUAAAAAAUAACAAAAGAGAUUGUUUGUAACAGAUUUUGCUAUCAAAUGACGUGUGCAAAUACAUUUUUCUAUUAAUUUCAACAUUAAAUGCCCAUUUUGGUUUACAAAAUCACUAUUUAUAUUCAUAUAAUAUCGAUAUAUUUUUAGUUUUAUUCGUGAUGUAUUUCAAUACCUAGUAAACAUUAUUUUUCACAGUUAAAUUAUCUAUACUUGAACUAUAUGUUUAUCUAUUUUAAGUGUAUUGUUAAUAAAGGAUCGAAUUCAGUCAAUUGGCCGUCACCACCAAGUGUUUGAAUUUGGGACAAGGAUUUCCGGAUUAUGACCCGCCGUCACGGUUUUCUGAUUACUUAGCGCAAGUGGCUACGGAAAAAAAUUCCUUUUUCAAUCAAUACACACGAGGAUUUGUAAUUAUUAGCCUAAUAGUUUUAUAAAAUACAUGGGGUGUAUUGGCACUCGGAAAAAUAUUGACGAUUUUUUUUUUUUGGUUUUCAUCUAAAUUUUGUACAACAUGUAAAGGGCCACGCGCGUUUGGUGAAAGCAUUAGCCGAUCUGUAUUCCAAACUGAUCGACCGGAAAAUCGAUCCCAUGAACGAAAUAAUGGUAACAGUUGGCGCAUACGAAGCUCUCUAUUGUGCCAUCCAAGGAAACAUAGAAGUCGGUGACGAAGCGAUUAUCAUCGAACCGUUUUACGAUUGCUACGAACCGAUGGUUCGGACGGCCGGAGGAAUCCCUAGAUUUAUUCCGCUGAGAAAUGUAAGGAUGUACGAUGUGUGUGAAAAUAACGCUUAAGAGGACGACGCAUCUUACCCGCAUGAGCUGUCUCCGACAUACAAACGCGAUAUAAAGCAAAUUUGUGUUCAACAACGUUGUGUUUUUAGUUCUGAUAUUUAAGUGAAUUGACCUAUUAUCACAUUUAAAGAUAUUAAAAUUAUCUAUAAAAUCCCCUCUUUUUUUUUUUUUUUUAAUUAUUUUAAUUUUAAAUUGAGUCAAGUUUAAACACUUUUAAACUGUAAUAAUUCACACGAUCAUAUUUUGUUUAAAAAAUAAAACGAUAAAAAAAAAAACGACGCGACGACACAGAUAAUGUUCAUAUCUUUGAGUUUGAUAUAGAUCAACUCACUCUAAUUUUAAAACUAACAGCACAGAUAUGUCUCUGCUGAACGAAAAUUUCCGUGGUUGUAUGACGGAGACAGUACAUGUGGAUACAACAUUUUCUUAAAAAGGCGCGUGAUAGUCAAUAUUUAUCAUCUGUAUUUAUGGAGACAAAGACGAACACUCGCAAUUAAAUUGGAGUGGCAAGUCGAAUAGCCAUUAUAAUAUGACUCCUACUCACCAAUCAAAUCGUUCCAAAUAGUAACAAAUCGACAUUAGAUUGGCUAUAUAUAAUAUCCUAUAACUAUUCAUCAAAACAAUUUGUUUUCCUCAUCAUUUCUAACACAAUGUUUAUAAUAUGUAUUUUUAGAAAACCGUCUCCCAAAUAAAAUUGAAUGUUAAAUGAAGAUACUACCUUUGAUUUGAUUGAUUUUUAUCUAAGAAAUGUUUACGAUAUUGUUUGUAAACAAUUGAUUAAUUCAAAUCGAGGUUCAAAAAACACUUGUUAAAUAAAAUAAAUCAAUAAGAAAUCAAAUUUUUACCUUAAGUGUGCUGUUGGUUUUAUUUCGACCACAUCACUGUUAUAAGAAAUAUGUUAUUUGUGUUUGAAAAACUCAAAACUAUUAAAUUUUAAAACAAUAUUAAUUAUGUUUUUAUUAUUUACAAUAUUAAAUAAAAUAAAACUAAACUAACACAACGGAAGUUGUACAUUUUUAUAGUAAACAUUUAAUUUAAUAAUAUUAUUAUUAAUUCUAUAGCCUUAGUAAUUUUUUUCAUGAAAAACAGAUUUUACAAUCGAAUUACCAGUCGUAUCGCGUGCCCUCUUAAUAGUACAAUUCAUUAUACUCGUGUUAAUUUUCAUUAACUUUUUUUUGUAAAGACAAAGCCUAAUGCAUCCACGUCACAUUCGAGCGAUUGGAAACUCGAUCCAGACGAAUUGGCGUCAUUGUUCAAUUCAAAAACAAAGCUCAUCAUUAUAAACACACCUCACAAUCCACUGGGAAAAAUAUUCGAUUACGACGAACUAACGAUGAUCGCGAAUUUGGCUAAAAAACAUAACGUUCUCGUCAUUUCCGACGAAGUGUAUGAAUGGUUGGUGUACAAACCCACCCAACACAUUAGAAUCGGUAAUUAUUUAAUGAGGUAUAGUAGAGUGCCCAAGUGGUGAAUGUACGCACCGGUUGUGUUGUAGCGUAUUUAGCGUAAAUAUUUGUGGGCUAAAUUACGGUGGGGCCGAAAUAUUUUCGGCUCGUUUACACGCUCCCAAUUUGUACAAAUAUAAAUUAAAUGACUCUUUUCAUACUGUUUUUAUACCAUAAUAUCCUAACCCUUCCCGACUUGUCUCCUACAAUAUUAAUACACCCUUUACCAACAACAGCUCUUUUAAAUUUAAAAUUAAUGACAAAACUUGUCAAUAUAGUAUUAUUAUUUUAAAUUCUGAGUAGAGGGAGAAAUAUAUUGGUUUUAUAAUGAUGUUCAUUGUUUAUUUUUUUUCUGUGAACUACUUUUCUACUUUGCUCUGAUCUACAAUGAUAGCACUUUUUGUGAUAAGAAAUCUGACUGGGUUAGUACUUUAGGGAGGUCAUCUUUUGGUUUUUCCAGGGGUUUUCACAAUAAAUCGGGAAUACAUGAUGGGAAAACGGGAAAAUUUACAAAUUGAAUUGUUUUCAAUUUUUUUGUUUUUCAUGUAUUCAAAUUUUGAUAUUUGGAAUUUUUCAGUGUAAUUAAAGCCGAAUACUUAGAUUUUUUACUACAUUUAAGGAAUAUCCUGUGGUGGUACCAACUUUGGUUUAUCAAAUAAGAACCUAUAUUAAAAAUUCCAUAAAUAGACGGAUAAAAUGCGGUGUUCCAUGCUGCUACACAAAUAAUACUCUAGUAAUCUCCCCCUAACUGAACUUAAAAGUGAAAUAUCUCGUUAACGGGUUGACGUAAAUCUAAAAUUUUAACACCAAAAUUAAAAUUAUUUAUUUAUUCAUUUAUUUAUAGAAACACCACAGGAUACUCCUUAAAUGUUAUGAAAAAUAUAUGUAUUUGAAAAUAUCGGCUUUAAUUUCUUUUAAAAAUUCAAAAAAAUCAGAAUUCAAAUAUAUGUAAAAUUUAAUCAAAAAAGAUGAGCAUUCAUAGGGAAUCGCCCUGUUUAUUAUUGACAAAGCGAUACUUUUAACCGAUUUCUACUCAGAAUCGUUUUUCGUUAGCAAUGAUUAAUUGUUGCAUACAGAUAUACAUUAAAUUUCCCCUCUACCUUCCCAACUUCUUACCCACAAAAGUGGGCCACUCAUUUGUAUUUUUAAUCUUGAUUAUAUUAUUAUAUUUAUAGCCACACUCCCGGAGAUGUGGCAAAGGACCAUUACCAUAGGAUCUGCCGGAAAAACGUUUAGCAUGACGGGAUGGAAACUCGGAUGGGCUUACGGACCGUCAUAUCUUAUGAAAAAUCUGUGUGUUGUCCACCAAACGGCGAUUUAUACGUGCGCGACGACUGUUCAGGAAGCAGCGGCCAGAGGUUUCGAACACGAAAUCGCUUUGCUCGGAACGCCGAACAGUUAUUUCCAAACAUUGUCCGACGAAUUGCAGCCAAAAAUGAAUUAUUUGUUCAAAAUAUUACAGGAUGGCGGCUUUAAACCGAUAAUGCCCGAAGGGGGAUAUUUCAUGAUAGCUGACUGGACAAACUUUGGUUAGUGUAAUACUUACUCAAUACUCAUAUUAUAUUAUUACGUAGAUUUAAAAUUGCUGAAGUGGAAUCAGGAAUGAUUUAAAUAAUAAAAUCGGGACUAAGGAUUAUGUAAAUCCUGACACGACCUUCAUAAAUUUGAGAUCAGAAUGGCCAGUGUAUCUAGUUUCUUUAAUUAUUGUUGUUAUGACGAUUAAUUAUUCCGUAUACCUAUUUAUAUUAUUCAUCGAUAUUAAUACUAAUAAUACUACAACAUUAAAUUCAAAGAUUUUCAAUUCGAUGAAGAUAAUUAACUGUAGUAAAUUUAAAUAAACAAAACAGUAUUCAUUUAAAAUAAAUAAAUUAAACUAGGUAUAUACAAAAAACACACAAUGGACUUAAACAAAUUCUUUGGUUGAGUUUGGAGCAAAGGCACAUAUUAUACAUUAUUUAAUAUGUAUUAUGUCUUAGCCAAAUUAUUUCUUUAAUUUUCAUUUUUAUCAUUUAAAAAAUGAACAGUUUAAUUUAACUAAAUUUCUCUUAAUAUUAACCAUUAAUUACUUAUUAAAAAAGAAAAAUAUUAAAUAAUCAUUUGGCUAAGGUAUAGUAAUUACUCUUAUUGAUAAAUUGUGUAAUAGGUUCUUUUGCCUUGAAUUCAACCAGAAAGUCGCAAUCAAUGAAAUGCACAAUGUAUUUGUUGCUAGAGAAAAUAAAUUAUGUGCAGAUGCAAAUAACUAAACCAGUGCUUCUCAACGGGGGUGAUAUCGCCCCCCGGUGGGCGGUGAAGGAGUACUGAUGGGCGGUGAGCUCGUUUUGGGCGAUGAGGGGGCGGUGGGCUCGUUUUGGGUGUUAAAGGGGCGGUGAACUUUUUUUCCGUUCAAAGCAACGCACUAAGAUUUAUCUUGGUAAAUUUUUUCAUUUUUAUCGAUUACUAAAAUAAACUCUUGAUUAUGAAAUAUAAGCUACAUGUACCAGAGCGUCAAACGUUUGCUUAUCAAGCAAACGAAUCAGCAAAACUACAGUAUCAAGAAGAAUUGAUCGAAAUUUCCACUAACAAGAUGUUAAAAACAAGUUUCAAGAAUGGUGAAAACCUCACAGAAUUUUGGCUCCAAUCUACUACCAGUCGAAUUUAUCCUGGGCUAUUUAUCCACAGACUGUCGUACAAAAAUUAUUAAUUGCCUUCCCUUCCUCCUACCUCGUUGAGCGAGGAUUUAGUGCGGUAACAAAUCUGAUAACUAAAAAAAGAAAUCGACUCGACAUCGUCAAAAGAGGAGACUUACGCCUUCAUCUCACAAACUUUGAACCAAACGUAAAAAUAUUGGCUUUGGAUCACCAAGCACAACCAUCUCACAGAUCAAUACAUUUAAAAACAUUUUAAUUAUCCUCUUAAAUUAUAUUUAAACAUAAAUUUUACAUUUUAUUUUCAUUAUAUUCACAUUUGUAUAUAUAUAUAUAUUAUAUUUAUUAAUUAUUCAAUUUUAAACUUUUCAUGUAUAUUAUUUUUAUUUUUAUUUUAAUGAAGUGAGGGGAGACGUUGAAAAAUAUUUUGCUUCUUAGGGGGGCGGUCGUUAUAAAAAUGUUGAGAAGCAUUGUACUAAACUAAUAACUUGACUGAAUGUUUAUAGAAGUGACCUGUAAAAAUUUAAGUUUGUACAAUGAAAACUGAAACCAGUUAGGUUAAGUAUAAGUUUAUGAUUAAAGUAAUAAACUAAUUAAGUUAAAAAAUUAAAUCCAAUUUAACUUUUAUUUUUUAUUAACUAUUUAAUUCCUGUCAUUGAUUUUUUAUAUAUAUAUAUAUAUAUAUAUAUGUUUGAUUGUUUGUACUAUUAUAUAGAAGAUCAAUUAGAUUUAAAUUCAGAAACCGACAAAUACAAGGACUUCAGAUUUGUAAAAUGGUUAUCAAAAAACAUCAAACUCCAAGGAAUACCGUAUUCUGCUUUUUAUUCAGAAGGAAACAAACGAAUGGCUGAAAAUUAUCUAAGAUUUUGUUUUUUUAAAGUAAUUUACAAAACUAAAAUAUUAUUAAACCCAUUACUUGAAUCGAAAAGAAAUUAGAAGGGCACUAAAGUAUCUACAUCAAUUCCUUCCACCAACGAUUCUAGCAUGUUUAUAAUCAUUUUACAGAGCUUUAUUAAAUAGAAGUAGCGAUACGUCUCCUUUCUUUAGUCCUAUAAUAACCUUAAAGGUUUCUGAUUAGGUAUUUCGUGUUCUCAUUUAAUAAUCAAUAUAGUACAUUUUCCGUGCACAUUUUAACAAGUCUUAUAUGUUUACUCAGAACCCAAACUCACACAUAAUAUUUUAUAGACAGCCUCUAUACGAGCCUCGUAUAUGCUAUCAUAAGCCUCACUGAAGUCAACGAAUUCGUACCAUACGUUUUGUUUAUAUUCAUAUUUGUUCUCCGUUAUUUGUGCAAUAAUGGAUAAUUGGUCAAUUGUUAACUUAUUCUUCUGGAAGCUGCUCUAGUACUCCCCUAUACAUUUUUCUGCCAUUGGUUGAAGUAGUUGUAGCAGAAUUUUUUUUUUCUUUCUCUGUUUCAUCCAAACUUGUAUUACAAUGGUCCCUUUCCAUUGCAUUAUUCUUUUGCAUUACUUACGCUUAUCAUUAUCAUUGUUAGUUGCUAAGUUAUCAUUGCUAAGUUUAUUGUGUUCUGAGUUUUUAAAUACUUGUGUCGUGUUUCAUUUUUAUUUAUAGCGCUUUUCUAUAAUCAUCAUCAAACUACUUAUUGUGUUUACUUACUAACUUACGUACUUACCUAUAGUAUUUUUCGCUAUUUUGGUUAUGAUACUCUGUACUUGUUGCCGUUGCAUUCCUACCGCGGAGAUGAAUUGUGUUGUUUUUUUUCUAAUUCAUUUUUACGUAUAUUAUUCUUGGACUCUUAUCUUAAAUUCCUUUAUAUAAAAUUAAGUUGUCUUUUUAUCCCUUGUAUCCUUACGUAGUUUGAGUUUAAAUUUUGCAAUAACAAGGUAAUGAUUGGUCUCAUAGUCAGUACCACGGAAGCUUCUUACACCCUAUAUGCUUGACCUAAAUCUAGCUUGUAUUAGUGAUCAAUGAUCUAUUUGGUUCUCCAUAUUACCAUAUUACCGUUAGUUGAUUUCCACCUUUGAGAGCGAAAGUGGUGUUGCUGAUGAUCAAUCCUUUUUACGUUGCUAAAGAUAUUAAUCGAGAACUAUUGUCAUCAGUCUGCUUAUGUGCACUAUUCCUGCCGAUUGUAAGUAGGUAGAUUUUUUCUUUCCCUAUUUUUGCAUUAUAUAAAUCUUCUCCCAUCUCUAUUUUUGUUACACAUACUUUAAUCUCUUCAUAUACUUUGGAAUUCGUUUUUAUACGUUGCUUCAACCGGUUCAAUCGACACGUCCAAAAUAGAGUGAGAUUCAGUAAAACUUUUCAAGAUCUUAUUGUGUACUGCAAAUACUGUCUCAAAAGUAUGUCGGCUAAUACAUGAUAAAAAAUAGUAUAAUGACUUUAAUUUAGUCAAUGCCAAACCAUCUCACUUCCUAAUUCCUGUAGUGCUGCUAUUAUUAUACUCUACCUUGCACAUAUCUCGACAAUAUUUUGACAAGCACCUAUUCUGAAGAGACUAUGUAUGUUUUAUGAUCUUAGAUCUUUAUAAAUUUUAAACCGUUCCUAUUUCUGUUAGUUACUCCAAAUUCAUUUGUUGUCCGAGGUUUUUCUAGUAGUUUUUUAAUAUAAUUUUUUUACUGUGUGGAGUUAUUAGCAUAUAUUUAAUAAUACUUAUUAUUAAUAUUAACUUAAACUCAUUUUAUUCUGUUGCCAGAAAGACGAAACAUUGAAAAAAGCUGAAAAUAUAUUAACAACUUGGACGAGCAGUUUACCGAAAAAAAAAUCUAAACUAUAAUAUUCAUUACCUAUGUAUUUUUCGAAAAUAAUAUAAAGCGAAUUUUACUUACAGGCGAUUCGUUACUGUCUAUAACAUACCUAUAUAUAAUAUUCAAUUAAACUAAAUGAGUAGUAGGAUUUAUUUUGUUAAAUUUUAAAUUGAACCGUGGCUGAACAUUAUUGCAAAAAUGCAGCAGACUUUCGUUAUGCGGACAUACUUCGCACGACUGGUAGACCACUGUUGUAAGUGAAAAGUUGGGAAGGUAGGG